AUGGGAUUAAAUGGCAGUGUGGGCAAGGAAAUCAGAGGAUUUUGGAGACAAAAAGGAAGUUGGGGUGGGGGGAAGAGAGAGAACAGAAUAGCUUUGAAGCGACACAAAUGUGUUUGGACGGGAGGGAUUUUCAAACAUGAAAAUGAAAAUGGGAUGAGGUAAGAAGUUCUUUUGCAAACAGAAACCUCACUACCUAUUGAAAGUCAAAUUAUCCAGUCUUACAGGGGUGGUGGAAGCCUAGGUUAGUGCUGGAAUCUCUCGCCCCAUUUUCAAUAUAUUUCCACAGAUCACUUGAGUGAGGGGUGAAAGGAAGUUGUUACACAGCAUGUAACAGUUGUAAUAAAUUUACUGGACUUUUACUCUGAUGUUUGAGGGCAGGGGUCAUUUAUAGCGCAAUCUUAACCAUGUCUACUCAGAAGUAAGCCCCCCUGAGGACACAUCCAAAUUCAGAUGUUUUUGAGGGGGUAGGACUAGAUGACCCUCAAGGUCCCUUCCAACUCUACAAUUAUAUAAUUCUAACUGCAUCCUGGGAAAUUUAAGUUUGUGCAAUUAAAGUGGAUUUAAGUGUUCUGUCUUCCUAGCGCAACAAACCCACUUCAAAAAAGAAAGGGACUUUUUUGAGGUUAGAAAAGUGAAAUGCAUUGAACUGUAUGGAAUGAACAAAUGAUUAAUGGGAACACAUACAAACACCCCACAAGCAAAUCAGGAUGAAUACUCCUGGUUGCAUAACGUCUUCACAAACAAAUCAUUGCAAGUGCUCCACAAAGACUAGAUGCUGUCUAAGCUCUGUGUAAGCUUUGGACAAGCAAAUCAGGACAAAUGCUCAAUAAAUAGGUUGCCUGGAGGAGCCCCGAAUUCAAUGGUACUUGGGAAUAAGUACGUGGGGUUAGGAAUGCAGCCUCACACAUUGUUUCAGUUCCUUGCCCCUUUCUCAUUGAUUCUCAGUGAACUGCAGCUCCUGCUUUAAAAAUGAAUAAAGACACUGAGCCAGGGGAGGGAUGAACUCACAACUACAGCAUUGCACCCUUCCAUAGAGCCAUAAAGCAGUUCCAUCAUUGGAUCACCUGUCUGUGCAAUUCUAGCUGCUGGCUCUCUGGCCUUCAUGAGAAUGGAAGGCGAAUAUUGCAAAAGCUCUGUGGAGGACACCAGAGGUCCACCUCAUCUAGCAUCUUGCUUCACAUUGCCAUCCAAGGAAAACUUCUUGUCUCAAAUUCUGUCUUGCAAAUGAAGCUGAAAUGCACAGUUUCACCUGCCCGUACAAUUGCCCCUGAAAGACCAAUGGAAUACAUUUGUGCAGAGGAUGGUGGGCAAGCUGUUUCUGGCUCAUGCAUGCACAAUGAGAAUAAACAAGGUUUGACAAGAAAACCUUUUGCAUCUGCAUGACUGACUAUGCAGACUCUGGAUGUUUUUCAUCUGACGAUAUCGUAUCUUCAGAUCAUUCAUGCAGACCAUGGAACUCUUCUGUCCCUCUUUGAAAAAAGCCACAGAUCUGGAGUCCCAACUAGCCCUAAGAAUGGAAUAAAUUACAGAAGAGCAUUUAACUGUGAACCUUUAAGAACAGUGCUAAAGAGACAUAAGUUGUUCUCGUUUUGAAAACAAUGAAUAGCUUUAAUUCUCAUGGACCAUAGUGACCAGCCUUCCAGGAUUUAACAUUCCCAUCCCCCCCCCCCCCCCCCGUGAUAGUGAUAAGCUAAUGAAAAUCAUGCUGGAGUUAAGCUUGUCCAGUGUAGAAGAUCUGGGAAGAAAGAACAGAGACAUCUCACUUUUCCUUUCGUCUUGAAGGACACAGGUAUCCCAUCUCUGACUUAGGAUGUGAACAAACGCACAAAAUAACAAGCCGGAAUUUUUCCAUUAACUAAAAUAAAUGCUGGUGUGUUCAUGCACACGAUCAUGAGCAUUGCUUAUUUAAAUUGCAAUUCAUGUUUUAGCAAUCGCCAUGCUAGACUAUUGCAGCACUCUACAAGGGGCUUUGAAAAACAUCUCGAAAUGCCUUGCUCCACAAUACCAGAUUUUUGUCUGGAGUCGGUUGCACGAAGCAUACAAUUUCAGUACUAACAGACAUACAGGGGCUAUGCAUUUGAUUCUGGAUUCAGUUCAAGUUGCAGAUUCUGACAUUUAGAAUUCUGAACAGCUUUGGGCACGGAUGCCAAAAAGAUACCAUCUCCUGCAUGUUCCCUCCCAUGUACUCUGUUCAGCUUCUAAUGUUCUAUGUAAGACUAACCCACUGACUGAGGUUUGGUAGGUGAGAAGAACACACAGGACUUUUUCAGUUGUAUAAUAUUCUCCCCCAGGAAGCCCAGCUAGCUUCAUCUUCAGUUUUUGCCUCAUCAAGAUCUGUCUCUUUUAGAAUGCAUUUGAAGGAAGUUGAGAUUGCUGUUAGAUUUAUUUAAUGUUGCUUUGAUAGGGACCAGUCCCUGUCCCCCCCAGUGAUGCUUAUUAGAGCUUUAAAUUCUUGCAAAAAAACACAGGAUAAUAUUUUAAAUACAUAUGUAAAUGAAUGCUAAUGUAAGGCAGCUUUCCCCAACUUGCUGCCAUCCAGAUGUUUGGACUACAACUCCCAUAAGGCCACACUUUGUAGUUCUAAACAUCUGGAUGGCACCAAUUUGGGUGAGGCUGCCAAAAGGAGCUUGAAGCCACAGCAACAGCAAACUAUGCAUUUAUCAUAAUCUUUACAAAUGCUUUUAAAAAUAAAUAUCCGGGCAGAAAGAACAGCAGAAAACAACUGCCUUGGCACUGCUCCAUGACCAGGAGAAGGUAAUUCGGAACCAGUAAAUCCAGGGGGAAAUUCAGGAGGAGGGAAAUUUAGACGUUUCCCUAGAACAGUUUAUCUUCUCUAUAGAUUAAAAACUAUAAUUAACACAAUGCAUGAUUAACUCAUGGCAUUUAGUGCCAAUUAAUGUUGUGAAGGUUACUGGGAUAAUUUUUUUAAAGGAUUAGAGAAAUGAAUGAGGAAUAGGUUUAUCCACAGCUAUUAUUAGACUUGACGAGAGUUGUUACGAGACUCCUAUUUCCCUACCAGAGCUGGUUUGAUGAGGCCAUUUCCCUUCGCCAGGGAAAUGGAGUUGCGGGCUAGUCACAAGCUCGCCUCGUGCGCUGGGGGCGUGGCUAGCCCCCGCACCAUAGGGAGUCCCCGGCUGCGUCACUCCUUAGGCUGACCAAUCAGGUCGGCCAGGGGGAAGUGGAGGGCUCCAUUUAAGCAGCCUGCGGCUGGGAAUUCACCCCUUUUCUGGUUCCCGUUCACACAGUUCUCCCUCCCUCCCUCCCUAUGGUUAGGCUCUUAAUCCUUUGACCUUGCUAUGGACCUCGGUUGGUUGCCUGUUGAAGGGGCCUGGUAGGAAUUUUUUUCUACUUGGAAAAUUGGCACCAGCCACUUGGUUUUUCGCCUACCUCGUAGCAAAUUGUCACAACUUUAUAAGGUUUGGCGGUUAGGCAUUGGAGUAUUCGGUUGGAGGUGAGGUGAGGUAGUGGAAAUACUCCUAUUUCAAGGGUAUUCUGUUAAAGGAAUUGGAGGGUGUGUGUCCUCUGUCCGAAGCCCAGAUAGGGGCCAGGGUCAUGGGACGACCCCAUCAGUGACCCUGGGGGAGUUCCUAGUUGAUGUGCAUCAACAGGGCUCCCCCUACUGGUGAUUACCCUUCUGAGAUAUGGUCAGAUAUGGUCGUUUUGGUUCCAAUGCCUAAGCCAAUACCAGUCACAUUCUGUAACCAAUACAGUUGUGGCCGUUUUUUAGCCCAUUAACCUUAAAUACUGGUGUCUAGUGUCUUUAUUCCAACAGUAUGGGAGGGUUUGGGGCCUUGCCAUGCAAUCAAUUCCUCUCCAAAGGGAACUCUGUGAAUUGUAGCUCUGUGUUCUCUUCUCCACAUCCAGACACAAGCAGCACAGAAUAUAUCUCUUUUGCCCUGUGGGUUCAAGGAAGCCAAAGAAAAGCAUUCCAAAAUGCUAGAUUCCUAAGUGGGAGAAAUAUAGGAAAUAGAGGAAACUGUCUUCUAUUUGCUCGGCACACUGGUCUCCCUAGCUCAGUAUUUGUCUACAUUGUUUGGUAUCAGCUGACCCAGGUUUCAGAUACGGUCUCUCCAACUCCUUCCUGGAGAUGCACCACCACUGAGGAUUACUCACAAAAUAAGUAAUCCAGUGGUAGAGCCCAUGCUUUGCAUGCAGAAGGCCCCUAGUUCAUGUCAGGAGUUCAGCCUACACUCGAGUAGGACCCUGGCAGAGACACAUGCCCGACUGGCAUGUUCUCUCCCUCCUGGUCAAUCAUUUGGGAUCUUCAUAAGCUUUCUUCUGCCUGAACAUCAGAGCGACCGAUGCCAACCGACACCGGCACACUUAGGGAUCCGCAGAGUUCGCGCAUCAUGCGCGUGACAGACCUCAGCAACUCAGCAUGUUGGCUAAUCUACUUUAUUUACACAUAAACAUACGGAGCACUGCAACAUGGCUCCCUCCCUAGCAUCAGACAGCAAAGAGAAAAAGAACAAAGGACAAUAGUCCCACUUCAUGGAACACAGUAACACAAACAUCCUGUUUCCGUCACUUCCCACUCUGUGGAGUCAAAACAUAUACCGUCAUGUGAAAGACAACAAUCCCAUAACUGCAGUCAUGGAGCAGGAAUUCUAACAGUUCAAUCCUUGGCAUUUCUGGUUCAAAGGAGCUGACGUAGCAGACGCUGAGAAAUUUCCACCACCUUGGAAAUUUAUUGCCACUCAGAACAGAUGAUAUGGGCCGAGAUGGAAUGAAGGUCUUACUUGGUAUACGACAGCUUCAUAAUUGGCAAUGACUACAUUUGGAUAUGCAAACCAAUGGACUGUGUGGCACGGGAAAUGGUCUUGAAUCUCCUUUGCACCCUGUUUUCUUGUUCCGAACCUGUUUCUGCUUCCUGGCAGGAAGUUGUUUCUAGCUGCUUUCAUUCCGUUCUGCGUUUCAGAGUUGAAACAGACAUCUGAAUAAAGCCAAGGCGAGGGCGUGAGGAACAUGCUCCUGCAGCUGUUUCUGCUUAUCACCUUUAAUCUUGAAUGCACUUCAGAACGUGUGCUUCCUAUGGAGGAGGAGGAGAAGGGAGAUCUAUUUUUGCUUGAUCUGAAUAUGAAAGUAAUUUGUUGCCAUAGUAAUAUCUUUCCAUCCUCAGUGGUGUGAAUGUGAUAGUUGCUUCAGGACGGGGGCAAAAUGCAGCCAACCUUACGCUACAUGGGAAGCAUCAUGCUCCACUAACCUUUUCAGCUGACAGCUCUAUUUACCAAGUUGUUAAGGAGGCCGUAGUUGUACUUGAGCUACUUCUGGGCUUCUGGUACAUGACCCUGGGGUUGAGGCCAGCCCUGAUUCUCCCUAAAAUGGGCAUUCAUUUCUGCCUGUCCUCUUCUAGGCGUCUCCCCACCCCCACCAACCUUUACCAUGGGAGAUAUAGGCAGGUUUGUCUCAUGCAAUCUGGGUUUUCUAGAAAAAGCUCGGCAGUGUCUUUCCUAAUCCCAGCUUCUCCAAAACAAGCAAUAUUUGCACAGAAGCAGUAGUGCAUGAAGAAAGAGGGAGAAAUUUGAUCCACUUUGCAUUUAAAGGUGAUCCAAAUUUGCACUUUCUGACACAAUAUGUGUUGCAUUUCAUCCAGGGCACCUUAAUUAUUGGGUGCCUAAGAACUACUGUAAAGAAAUAAAUAGCUAUUUGAUAAUUGGUUGCCUAAGGGCUGAUUUGUUAUUCUAAGUAGUUCAGGGCCCAGUCACAUGACUGCUUCAGCUUGUUGAAAAUGCUCCUCCUCCUCCUUCUUUUUCACCCAAAGGUCCCAAUAUGGGUUACAACAUUAAACUGCAGUAUUAAAACAGUUUAAACAAACCUACAAUCAUAGAAAUAAGUUGAAUCCUCAAAUGUCAAAAGCCAUGGUUAAGAGGUGUGUCUCCAGCAUUUGUCAGAAGCUGUAUCAUGAGUUUUUGCAGUUUCGAAGGUGAUGGGGAAAUGCACUAAAAAGUACAGAAUAAGUGAUUGACAGGAAGACCUCUGCACCAGCAAAUCAAGAUGAAUGCUCAUUGAUAUAUAUAGCCUUCCCAGAAAACAAAGGAUGCUCAGUAAAAAGCAGGAAUCAUGUAACCUCCACAUAAACCUUGUGCAAGCAAAUCAAGAUGAAUGCUCAUUGAUAUUUAACCUCCCUGCAAACAAAUUUGAAUGUAUGCUUAGUAAAGAACGGGCAAUGUAUAACUUUAUGCAAGCAAAUCAGGAUGAAUGCUCAGUAAACAAGUUGUCUGGAAGAGCCCUUAGGUCAGGCUCUAUGAGCUAGACCAGGCCACAACCCUCGCCUUAACCCAGUUAUGUAUCAUGUUUCAAUAAGACCAAUAAAUAAAUAAAUAAAUUAUGGCACUGCAAAGUUACCCUCCACCACCUCCCCACUCCCCACUCCCUCACCCCAAACAAACAGGGCAGGAGGCUAAACUCAAAACAUUAGCUGGUUAUCAAUAUAAAAGCAGUCUAAGCAAUAAUCCUGCAUAGUAUAAUCAUUGGUUCUAGAAUGCGUGCUCAUUUCCCCUUGUAUUUUGUCUUGCUGAAAUGACAACUUCGAAGAAGCAACUGCACUGUUGGUGAAAGGAAGGGGUCUUGAUUAAUGGUGACAAUUGUCAGGAGCUGAACAACAACCACAAUUGGUUUUCUUUUUUAAAGGCAUCAAGAUGAAGACUGACUCCCGAAAUUAUGUCUCAGGGGAGUGUAGCAAAGACAGUGUCUGACUGCUGAAUGUGCAAGCACAUAGUCUCUGGAAUGGAAUUCUCGCCUCAAGGGUAGACAUGGAAGUCAAUGGGGUUGCACCACUUA
Messenger RNA from Podarcis lilfordi (Lilford's wall lizard), 6780 nucleotides. NCBI's taxonomy places the organism in Eukaryota, Metazoa, Chordata, Lepidosauria, Squamata, Lacertidae. The record is from the annotation of a GenBank genome assembly.